Molecule: messenger RNA, 1056 nt
Organism: Brassica napus (rape)
Lineage: Eukaryota; Viridiplantae; Streptophyta; Magnoliopsida; Brassicales; Brassicaceae
Product: multiple organellar RNA editing factor 2, chloroplastic
Exons: 4
Coding region: 69-755 (228 amino acids)
Biological process (GO): cytidine to uridine editing; mitochondrial mRNA modification
Cellular component (GO): mitochondrion
Source: RefSeq, a predicted model, not a curated record
AAAACCCUAUCCACUUUAAACCUCCAAACGCUAUCACUCUCUUACCUCUCUUCCUUCAGUCGCCAACAAUGGCCUUGCCUAUCUCCGGCACGCGCCACCUCACGCGCUCCCUCUUCCCCAGCACAACCUUAGUCUCUCCUCCUAAGCUUCCUUCCACCGUUCGCUGCGGUGGAUUCAGUUCCGGUCGCGAUUCGGUUGGAUCUCGGUUACCUUCCUCGACCCGGUUUACCUCAAUCAGAUGCCUCGCUAACCGGUCAGGCUCCGCUUACUCCCCGCUCAACUCCGGCUCCAACUUCAGCGACCGACCUCCGACGGAGAUGGCGCCUCUGUUCCCGGGAUGCGAUUACGAGCACUGGCUGAUUGUUAUGGAUAAGCCUGGCGGCGAAGGCGCGACGAAGCAGGAGAUGAUUGAUUGCUACGUCCAAACCUUAGCUAAAGUCGUUGGAAGUGAGGAGGAGGCGAAGAAGAGGAUCUAUAAUGUUUCGUGUGAGAGGUAUUUAGGGUUUGGGUGUGAGAUUGAUGAAGAGACUUCUACUAAGCUUGAAGGUUUGCCUGGUGUUCUGUUUGUGCUUCCGGAUUCAUAUGUGGAUCCUGAGAACAAAGAUUAUGGAGCGGAGCUGUUUGUUAAUGGAGAGAUAGUCCAACGAUCACCAGAGAGGCAGAGGCGAGUUGAGCCACAGCCGCAGAGAGCGCAAGAUAGACCGAGAUACAAUGACAGAACUCGUUACUCUCGCCGCAGAGAAAACACACGCUGAGCCGCGACUGAAGAAGAUACGCGUACACCGUAUUGAAUCAAAUCGAAAGCGAGUACGAUAGUGGUGAUCAUGAGGAUGAUGUUGCUGCUGCCAGGCGAAGGUUCCAUGUUCCACACCGUUGCUGCUAAUGGAUCAACUUUGGAUAUUGUUGAAAUGCUUAGUUUCGGUAAUGUGUAACAUCUUUUAUAUGUAAUAAUGUAAAUUGAGGUUACUUUUACUGUUUUAGAGAAGACACUGGGAUAUUUGGGCAUCAAUAUUCGUUUUCCUUUCUAGAGCAAUUCAUGUAUCAUCUUUUCCUCAA